Spinacia oleracea (spinach) is the source of this 387-nucleotide messenger RNA. RefSeq lists its product as uncharacterized. Bases 1 to 387 code for a protein of 128 amino acids. Lineage: Eukaryota; Viridiplantae; Streptophyta; Magnoliopsida; Caryophyllales; Amaranthaceae. The transcript is spliced from 4 exons. The record is from RefSeq and is a predicted model, not a curated record.
AUGAAGCUUUUCAUAGCAAUUCUGUCAAUUUUUCUUGUUCUUGUCUCAUCUUUUGUUCAUCCAUCCAUGGCUAAUGCGAUCAAGCCUACCACCAAAUUGGGUGGUCAGGCCCACACUGACAUCCCAGUCUCCACCACUGAUUCAAAUUUGGAUUGUGGAUCAAAGUGUGGUGUGAGAUGCAGUAAAGCAGGACAUGAAGGAUGUGCGGAUUGUGGAUCCAAGUGUGGGGUGAGAUGCAGUAAAUCAGGACAUGACCGCUGUAUGAGAUUUUGCCAAAUUUGCUGUGAGAAGUGCAAUUGUGUUCCAUCUGGUACUUAUGGCAACAAACAUGAAUGUCCUUGUUACAGAGACAUGAGGAAUUCUAAGGGCAACCCCAAAUGCCCUUAA